Copidosoma floridanum is the source of this 909-nucleotide messenger RNA. Its product is annotated as serine hydrolase BPHL-like. NCBI's taxonomy places the organism in Eukaryota, Metazoa, Arthropoda, Insecta, Hymenoptera, Encyrtidae. The record is from RefSeq and is a predicted model, not a curated record. Gene Ontology annotation, molecular function: serine hydrolase activity.
AUGUUGUCCACAGCAAAACAUGUUUUGGAGUCAUUUUUCAAAUACAAUAGAAAACCAAAUCUCGUGAAAAUUGCCAGAAGUUCGUCAACAGGUGCUUCUGCUAUUGUGGAACGCAAAGCACUGGUAGAUGGAGUUAACAUCAACUACGUGAAGACCGGAGUUGGAGAGCAUCCUGUUCUUUUAUUGCCUGGAGCUGUAGGAUCCAUUUGGACUGAUUUUAAGCCGCAAAUUGAAAAGCUUGACAAGGAAAAGUUGACUGUUGUUGCAUGGGAUCCUCCUGGAUAUGGAAAGUCCAGACCACCAAAUAGAACUUUUCCUGAAGACUUUUUUAGGAAAGAUGCAGCUUUGGCUUGCAACUUGAUGAAAACUCUCGGCUAUGAAAAGUUUUCCUUGGUUGGCUGGAGUGAUGGUGGAAUCACUGCACUCAUUAUAGCAGCCCAAUAUCCAGAAAAUGUCCAAAAAAUAGUUGUUUUUGGAGCGAAUUCAUACAUGGCGCCAUCGGAGAUCGAAACUUACGAAAAAAUAAGAGACAUAAAUACAUGGUCAGAGAGAAUGCGUGCUCCCAUGAUUGAAGUUUAUGGGGAAGAAUAUUUUAGAAAAACUUGGAGUGACUGGAUCGACGGUAUGAAGCUUAUUUAUCAAAAGAACAACGGAGAUAUCUGCAAGGCUGAUUUAACUAAAAUCAAAUGCCCAACUUUGAUAAUACACGGUCAAAAAGACGUAAUGGUGUUGCCUGAGCAUCCAGACUACUUGAAAUCUAAAAUCGAGAAUUCCAGGGUGGAAAUAUUUAAGUCCGGAGCGCAUAAUUUACAUUUGCGAUAUGCAGGAGAGUUUAAUGCAUUGGUAGAAAAAUUCCUCACUGAAUAGACGCCUGUAAGGUGCCGAACGAAGACUGUUGUUUUAUUUGCA